UUUAACAAUGCAGAAUCAGGAUCUGAUUUUGUGUGUAUCAACUGAUAGAAUUAUUGUAGAGACUGUCCCUCCAAAACGCCCAUUUCUCCUGUGUUCCCCAGAUCAACUCCUUAUUUGGUUUUGUUGUUCUUUUUCUCACUUUCCCAAUCCCCUUCCCAAAAAAAAAAAAAAGAAUGAUCCCCUGCCCAAUAGGUCGAUACAUAUGCAAGGCCCUCAAAGUGCAAUCAAAAAGGAAAAAGCAAAACAAAUCCAUUCAAACAAAAGUAGAUGAGCCAAAAAAAUGACGGCAGACAAAAGUCGACACGUUUUCAAGGUAACAACACCGUUCGUUACCCGCAAACAGGUCUCUAUAAAGCAGUUAUGCAGCAGCGAGUGAGUGAGUGGUCUUCGACAUCCAUCCCCGGGGGAACUUUUUCCAGUCUCAAUCUAAAUCAGCACCAUCACCCCGACCACAAUGCCUCCGACCAGCGACAGAGCCGAGGCGACCAGCUUCGUGCUCCCGCUCGUGGUAAGACCGUUUGUGGCGCUCGGAGCGGCCGGGGCGGCACCACCACCCUCGCCGCCGCCGCCGCCACCGCCACCGCCGCUGCUGCCACCGCUCCCGCCGUUACCUCCGCCGGAGGUCGCCGAGUGGGUGGCCUUCGGGCUGGUGGUGUUGACGAACCCGGAGCUGGGCGUCGUCGCGGGCACGACGGAGGGGGUCACGAUCGCGGGCGGCGCCGUGGUCAGGGGGAUGACGGGCACGGUGGCCGGCACGGUGGCCGGCACGCUGGAGUUGGCGGGAAUGGGGAACGGGGCCACGACGACCGCCGGGACGGUGGUUGCAGUGGGUUCCUCUGUCGCGGCGGGGGUCUCGGCCGUACUGAGGACGACGGCGGGCGCUUGGGUCGUGGGCUGUUGCUCGGUCUGCACGGGCACCGGAAUGGGUUCGGUGGCGCCGGCGGGCGUGGUGGGGAUGCUGAUGGGGAUGGUGGUGGGCGUAGUGUCGGGCUGCGUGGCGUUCUGGCGCGCGUAGAUGUUGCCGUGGCGGGCGUGGGCUUGGGCGGUGCCCGCUGCGAUGGCCAGGGCCACUGCGAAAUGGUUGGAGAUGUGCAUUGUGGUGUUCCUUUGCUUUGGGAGGGGAACUUAAAACAGCAGUGAUUUGACUGGGACUGGGACUGGGACUGUUUUGCUUGAAGCAAAGAUGAUGAGGAAAGAUGGACGAUUGACGAUGAGGCAAGGAUGAGAGAGGUUGUGAUGGGGAAGGAAGCUUUAUAGCUUUUUUCUAUCGAUCGAAUCCGGUAGCUGGUCCUCGGGACUUUGGCCUGGCUGUUGUUGCUUUCGUUUUGGGGUUGUUUGUUUGAUUCUAAACAUCCCAUCUUGAGUGGUGAAGAAGUCCAUUGUUCGAGGCCAGAUUCGACAUAACACAGUACUGCAUUCGGAGAAGCAAAACAGACGCCGGGCUCGAUGCAGAGAUGCUCUCAAUACUGAUGGAUCCGGAUCAGGUUCCAUGGCCUGUCCACGGUGGU
Aspergillus aculeatinus CBS 121060 is the source of this 1508-nucleotide messenger RNA. RefSeq lists its product as uncharacterized. The transcript has a single exon. The record is from RefSeq and is a predicted model, not a curated record. The coding region runs from base 268 to 1140 and encodes 290 amino acids. Lineage: Eukaryota; Fungi; Ascomycota; Eurotiomycetes; Eurotiales; Aspergillaceae.